AUGAGGGGUUGCAAGAGAGUCAUUGGACUAGAUGGUUGUUUUCUAAAAGGGCAAUGCAAAGGGGAGUUACUCACUGCAAUAGGUAGGGAUGGGAACAACCAGGUAUAUCCAAUAGCCUGGGUUGUGGUUGAUGUUGAAAACAAGGACAACUGGGAGUGGUUUAUUAAUUUGCUUAUGAAAGACCUUGGCUUAGAGUUAGGUGAAGGGUUGACAGUUAUUUCUGAUCAACAUAAGGGCUUAGUAGAGGUUGUAAAGGAGAAUUUACCAUUAGUUGAGCAUAGGCAGUGUGCCAUACAUGUAUAUGAGGUUGUGGAGUGUUGUAGCUAG
Messenger RNA from Lactuca saligna, 327 nucleotides. The record is from the annotation of a GenBank genome assembly. Lineage: Eukaryota; Viridiplantae; Streptophyta; Magnoliopsida; Asterales; Asteraceae.